Molecule: messenger RNA, 1434 nt
Organism: Exaiptasia diaphana
Lineage: Eukaryota; Metazoa; Cnidaria; Anthozoa; Actiniaria; Aiptasiidae
Product: serine-arginine protein 55
Exons: 7
Coding region: 83-802 (239 amino acids)
Cellular component (GO): nucleus; cytoplasm; ribonucleoprotein complex
Molecular function (GO): mRNA binding
Source: RefSeq, a predicted model, not a curated record
UCGAGGGACGCCAUUUUGAUCAAGCGAGUUUCAYAAGAAGGCGAAGUUUCGCAUUUUUAYUGCAUUUUUACCUUUAAAAAUCAUGAGUCGCGAUAGAAGAAACCGUGUUUUCGUUGGAAGACUACCUCCACGUAUUGAAGAGCGGGAAUUAGAGAAGUUCUUUCGUGGAUUUGGCAAGAUUCUUGACAUCAACUUGAAGAGUGGCUUUGCGUUUGUGGAAUUUGAAGAUGAACACGAUGCACAAGAAGCUGUUUACGAACUUAACCACAAGGAGUUGUUAGGGGAACGUGUGACUGUCGARAGAGCACAUCCAAGCCGAGGUGGUGGUGGCGGCGGCGGCRGCGGUGGRGGYUACAGAGGGGAAAGAAGAUCAGGCGGCUACAGUAGUCGAUUUGGAUCACCAUACAAUACAGAAUGGAGACUGACAGUUGAAAACCUMUCAUCRCGUGCAGGCUGGCAGGACUUGAAAGACUUCAUGCGUCAAGCUGGAGAAGUUACRUUUACACAGUGUCACAAAGACAGAGUUGGAGAAGGAGUGGUUGACUUUGCCAGCGAAAGUGAUUUGCGCCGAGCUGUGAAGAAGUUAGACGGCUCUGAACUCUUGGGCAAGAGAAUCCGUUUGGUCGAGAGUAUUAGAUCAUCAAGGAGAAGGUCAAGGUCAUCGUCUCCAUACCAUAGAAAGAGAUUUGACCGUUCMAGAUCUCGUUCCCCAAGGCGUUCAUUCUCGCCUCGCAGAUCACCAUCUCCUGGUUCAAGCCGCAGACGAUCACUAUCCCCACGACGUGACGAUGAAACUCACUGAUUUACUACUCUGAAUUCUUUUAUGAUGUAUAAUCUAAGGCUUUCUUUCAAUCUGUCUUUAAUCUAGUUUAUUUUGUAUAGGAUACAUAAUUUCUGGGCUGCUCGGGUGCUUUUAAAAGUGUCUUAGGCCCGCGGGCUUCCUUUCAACAGAUCCUUUUAUUAUUUUUUAUAUAUGCGCGCCAUCUUUUCAGUGAAUGUUGCAAAACCUUUUUUCUGAAGAUUCUAGUAAUUUUUGUUUCCAAUCRGGCGGUCGCGAUAUUUUUGAGAGCACCCGCGCUUCCCAAAAUUCGUGUAUUAGGAUGAGCCAAGCUCUAUAUAUUGGACGACUCACUUUUAGCUUUAGUAGAAGAUGUAUGCUUCUCACUUUACCUAUGUAAAGCUAUAAUCAGAUCAUGUUUUUUGGAGUAGAAUUUCUCUUCAUUAAAACAAUCUUAGCGUUUUUAUAGGUUUUGUUGGAGCGUAGAUGAUAACAUACAUGUAGUCGGAAAAUUGUAGUUUUAGUCACUCGGGCCUCUAUGCAAAUAAAACUUUGCAUUUUGUUUUCUGUUGUUAUGGCAAAAAAAGUCACGUAACUUUAUAUCAUUGUUUUGUUCAGUUUUAUCUGUCAAUUUAAUAAAAGUCCCUUGAAAUGUA